Merops nubicus (carmine bee-eater) is the source of this 4077-nucleotide messenger RNA. RefSeq names its product laminin subunit alpha-2-like. The annotation marks the transcript as partial. NCBI's taxonomy places the organism in Eukaryota, Metazoa, Chordata, Aves, Coraciiformes, Meropidae. The record is from RefSeq and is a predicted model, not a curated record. Gene Ontology annotation, molecular function: extracellular matrix structural constituent; signaling receptor binding. Gene Ontology annotation, biological process: regulation of cell adhesion; regulation of cell migration; axon guidance. The transcript has 29 exons. Gene Ontology annotation, cellular component: basement membrane.
GAACAUGUUGAAGGAGAAAACUGUGAUCGUUGCAAAGCGGGUUUCUUCGAUCUGCAGCAAAAUAAUCCCAAAGGCUGUGAGGAAUGUUUCUGCUCUGGGAAAACAAAUGUCUGCACACACUCUUACCUUACCUACAGAAGUAUAGAAGACAUGAAUGGCUGGUAUCUGACGGGCUUACAGGGUCUCACCAGAGUUACCCCCAAGCAAAAGAGAUUUGAUGGACAUCAGCAGUACAGCAUCAGCAAUGUGGCUGCAAGAAAAGUACUGCCACAGACUUAUUACUGGAGUGCACCCAGUUCUUACUUGGGCAACAAAGUAGCAGCUGCUGGAGGACAUCUGAAGUUUACAGUCUCCUAUAACUUCACAGAGGAAGAAGAGGCAGUUCAAUUGAUGGUUCAAUCUGAUGUUAUCAUAGAGGGAGGUGGUUUGAGAAUCAGCACUCCAAAAGGAGGGAUUCGCCUGCAGCCUUCUGAAGAGCACACUGAAGAAAUUGUGAUGAAACCAGAAUCUUUCUCUGUCAGGAAGGAGUUCAUGAUUGUCCUUGCAAAUGUGAAGAGAAUCCUCAUAAGAGCCACGUACACCUAUGGGAUGAAUGCCAUCUACAGAUUAAGAAGCGUUAGCAUUGAAGCUGCUGACCACACUUCAACUGGGAGAAAGGUGGCAUCUGCAGUGGAGUUAUGUGACUGUCCCCCGGGCUAUGAUGGUACCUCAUGUGAGUCUUGCUGGCCUCAACACAGGCGUGUGAAUGGCACAAUUUUUGGUGGAGUCUGUGCACCGUGUACAUGCUUCGGUCAUGCAGAGCUGUGUGAUGAUAUGACAGGAGAAUGCAUGGACUGCAAACACAACACAGGUGGUUUAUAUUGUGACAGAUGUCUUCCUGGCUUCUAUGGUGAUCCUACUAAAGGGACAGCUGAAGACUGUCAGUUGUGUGCUUGCCCCUUAAGUAUACCUUCUAACAACUUUAGCCCAGCAUGCCAUUUUGAGCGAAGUCGUGGAUUAAUAUGCGAUGAAUGUCCAGCUGAGUACGUGGGACCACGCUGUGAAAGGUGUGCAGAAGGCUAUUUCGGACAACCUCUAAUACCAGGGGGAUCGUGCCAGCCGUGCCAGUGUAAUGACAACCUUGACUUCUCCAUUCCUGGCAGCUGUGACAGCUUGUCUGGUGCUUGCCUGAUAUGUAAGCCAGGUACAACAGGCCAAUAUUGUGAGAGGUGUGCUGAUGGAUAUUUUGGCGAUGCUCUUGAUGCAAGGAACUGUCAACCCUGUCACUGUCACAUCAAUGGCUCCUUCUCACAGAUCUGUGACUCUCGGACAGGCCAGUGCGAGUGUAAACCCAAUGUGACCGGGCGCCGGUGCAAUGUCUGCAAGCCUGAAACAUUUGGCUUACAGUCUUCAAGAGGAUGUGUUCCCUGCAACUGCAACUCUUUUGGAUCCAAGUCCUUCGACUGUGAUGGAGAUGGACAGUGUUAUUGCCAGCCUGGAGUGACUGGAAAGAAGUGUGACCGCUGUGCUCAUGGAUUUUACAACUUUGAAGAAGGAGGCUGUACUCCCUGUGAGUGUUCACGUUUCGGUAAUAACUGCGAUCCCGCCAGUGGCCGCUGCAUCUGUCCUCCCAACACUAUUGGAGAGAUGUGUGACAAAUGUGCACCCAAUUACUGGGGCCAUGACAUUGUCAGUGGCUGCAAGCCCUGUGACUGCAGCCCCAUUGGAGCCCUAAGUUCUCAGUGUGACUUAAAUACAGGCUGUUGCUUCUGCCGCCCUGAAUACUCUGGGGAUAAAUGCACUGAGUGCAGGUUGGGUUACUGGAAUUAUCCACAAUGUGUUGCUUGUCAGUGCUCCCUGGCGGGGAUUGAACCACAGAGCUGUGAAACAGAGUUGGGGAAGUGCUCGUGCAUCGAUCAUACUGGCCAAUGCAGCUGCAAGGUUAAUGUGGAAGGUGUCCACUGUGACAGGUGCAAGUCUGGUACAUUUGGUCUCUCUGCCAGAAACCCACUUGGCUGCAGCAGUUGCUAUUGCUUUGGCCUGACUACACAGUGCAGUGAGGCAAGGGGGCUGGUUCGCGUGUGGGUGACCUUGAAGCCAGAGCAAAUGAUUCUGCCACUAGUGGAUGAAAACCUUCAGCACAGCACUCUUUCAGGGAUAGCAUUCCAGCCUCCUGAAAUAGUAGCAAAUAUAGAACAGGUGAUGCAGGAUCUUCGGUCAGAACCUGUUUACUGGAGACUUCCAGAGCAGUUUGAGGGACGAAAGCUGACCGCUUAUGGAGGGAAACUGAAAUAUGCAAUCUACUUUGAAGCACGAGAAGAGACAGGUUUUACUACUUACUACCCACAAGUCAUCAUAAGAGGUGGGCCUCCCACCCAUACAAGAAUUAUUGUCCGGCAUAUGGCUGCCCCUCUGAUUGGGCAGCUGACAAGGCAUGAGAUAGAGAUGACAGAGGCAGAUUUCACCUGGAAACUUUAUGGGGAUGACUCAAGACCAAGUAGAGCUGUAUCCCGGGAAGACUUCCUGAAUGUGUUGUAUGAUGUUCAUUACAUUCUUAUUAAGGCUACUCACGGCAACAUCAUGAGGCAGAGCAGGAUUUCUGAAAUCUCCAUGGAAGUUGCUGAAGGUGGCACUGUGUCUGGGAUGACUCCUCAGGCUUACUUGAUUGAGAAAUGUGACUGCCCAUUGGGUUAUUCUGGUUUGUCUUGUGAGUCAUGCUCUCCAGGUUUUUACAGGCUUCCAUCUCCACCUGCAGGAAGGACACCUGCUCAGUCCUUAGGUGCCUGUGUUGUAUGUCAAUGUCAUGGACACAGUACUAUGUGUGACUCUGAAACAUCGAUUUGUCAGAAUUGUCAGCACAAUACUGCUGGUCACCACUGUGAGCGAUGUGCACCAGGAUUUUAUGGCAUAGUCCAAGGCUCUCCUGGUGACUGUCAGCCCUGUGCUUGUCCCCUGUCCAUUUCUAGUAACAAUUUUAGCCCUUCUUGUGUUGCGGAAGGACCUAAUGAUUACCGGUGUACUGCGUGCCCACCUGGAUAUGAAGGCCAGUACUGUGAAAGGUGCUCUUCUGGCUACACGGGAAACCCACAAACUCCAGGUGGCUCCUGCCAGGAAUGUGAGUGUGACCGAUAUGGUUCCCUGCCCGUCCCCUGUGACCCUGUGACCGGACAGUGCACUUGCAGGCCUGGAUUCACAGGGUGGAAGUGUGCUGGCUGUGAACAUCGGCAUGCACGCGAUGGCAUGAAAUGCAUUUCUUGUGAUGAUGAAUGCACAGGACUCCUUCUCAGUGACCUGGAUCGGCUAAACCAAAUGAUCCUGAGUGUUAACCUCAGUGGUCCACUGCCUGCUCCAUAUAAAAUGUUGCAUGGGUUUGAGAACAUGACACAGGAAUUAAAGCAUUUGCUUUCACCUCAGCGAGCGCCAGAGAGACUUCUUCAGCUAGCACAAGAAAAUCUGGAUACCCUGGUGACAGAAAUGGAUGAACUACUGACAAGAGCUACCAAGGUGACAGCAGAUGGUGAGCAAACCAGGCAGGAUGCCGAGAGGACUAAUGACAGAGCAAAAUCUCUUGGACAGUUCAUCAAAGGCAUUCUCCAAGCUGCUGAAGCUGCAAAGGAAGAUGCUAUAAAACUGAAUGAAACAUUCAGAACCCAAGAUGAGACUUUCGAGAAGAGUCUUCCAGAACUGCAGAGUGAGGCUGACAGAAUGAUCGCAGAGUUGAGAAGCAGAGAGAUGAAUAUGCAAGAAAGAAUAGCUCAAGAUGAGUUAAAGUGAGCAGAAGAUCUUUUGGACAAGGUGAAGAAAUUAUUUGGUGAGCCCAGUGAGAAAAAUGAGGAUCUUAAAAAUGAAGUCCGGGACAAGCUAGCGAACUACCACACCAAAGUUGAUGAUGCUCAAGAUCUGCUAAGAGAAGCUACAAGUAAAGUUAGGAAGGCUGAUCGUUUAUCUGCAGUCAACCAAAAAAAUAUGACCAUGGUAGAGAAAAAGAAGCAAGCUCUAGAAGAUGACAGACAAGAUGUUGAAAAGACCCUGCAAGAAGGGAAUGAUGUCCUUAAUGAAGCCAACAAACUUGUAAAUGAAAUCAGCUUAGCUGUAGAG